AUGCGUUGUAACAGAGUUAAUUUACCACGCCAGUUAGUCCUAGGAACAGCGAUGCAAAGCUUGAAAAAUACGCAUUCCGGUGGAGGCUCUACCGAGCUCACUCCCAAGCAAUUGAGGCAGCUGGCAAAACAAGAAAGGAGGCGAAAGUAUGCUGACCUAGCCAUCCAGGGCACCAAUAACUCUUCCAUCGCUUCCAAAAGGUCUGUGGAACGUCUAUAUUUAUCAAAAAUGGGAGUCAAUGAAAGUGUAGAUGAACCGGGUUUAUCAAGGGAAUAUUUCAAGUUCUUUGUGCCCAAACCUCUAAGACGAUCCCCGUGCAUUAAUCGAGGUUACUGGCUUAGAAUAUAUGCGGUGAAGUCCAAAAUUGAUGCAAUUGCUGCGGCUACCAUGGACCAAAGGAUUGUAGUCAUCAAUCUGGGCUGUGGAUUUGAUCCCCUGCCAUUUCAACUCCUGGAUCCUCUCAACAAGCAAAACAAGCAAUAUCAAAAUCGACUAUCUUUCGUUGAUCUGGAUUAUCCAGACCUUCUCCAAAACAAGAAGAAAAUUAUCGAGAGCUCUCCUGAGCUUACUGCAAUCGUGGGUGAUUGGAAAAAGAGCAAUCGCGGAAAUGGGAUUUAUGAGGCUGAAAAGUAUAUACUUGCGGCUUGUGACCUCAAUUUGGCAAGUGGAUUCCAGGCGUUGAUGAGUUCGCUUGAACUUGAAGAUCCUUCUGUCAUAAAGAUCUUCGUAGCUGAAGUGUCAUUGGCCUACAUGAAGACUUCGAAAGCAAACGAAAUCAUCACAGCUUGUGGUCAAUUGGAUAAUUCCCAUUUUAUCAUACUGGAGCAGCUGUUGCCCGUCGGUCCUUCUGAGCCUUUCUCUAAGCAGAUGCUCAAACAUUUCAGGAAAAAUGACUCGCCAUUGCAGUCAGUCGAGAAUAUCCCAACUAAAAUUGCACAACAAGCGCGGUUCCAAGAGUGUGGAUUUCCGUAUACGAAUAUUGGAAAUAUGUACCAAUUAUGGGAGACUAUUGCUGAUAACGUGAAGGAUCAAAUCGAGUCCAUCGAAGCUUUCGACGAAUUGGAGGAGUUUUUCUUGUUCUGUCACCACUACGUUAUUGGGCACUCUACUAACGUAUCCGAUUUUCUGUUCCAACCAAAAUUUCUUCUCAAUGGCCAAGAUGACAAGCAAGAUUUCAGCACUCGUACGAUGAGUGUUCUACCUAAUUCGUUAGCGGAUGGAGUGCUCGAAAGAAAGUUCGGUGCGUCCGCAAUGCUUCCAUCAGGGGAGAUUAUUUACGCCCAAGGAUGUUUCAACAGCAGACUGGACGACGUUUUGAUAAUCAACCCAGUAUUGCAUACGGUCAAAAACUUAGAUAUCAACGCAUCGGCAGGUGGUCCCCAGGGCCGCAUGUGCCACACAUUGACCCACAUAGAUGGGGAUCUCUGCCUGAUGGCUGGUGGCAGAGGUGGCCCAAAUCAAGCUUUCUCUGAUACUUGGCUUCUUAAAAGGGCGGGAAAAGGUGACGGCGAAAGCGACUGGCACUUUCAAAAAGGUUUAUCAUUACCUGAGCCUCGCUAUAGGCACGCUGCUUGUGCCCUGAAUGCCUCUGAAGUUUUAAUAUUCGGUGGUCGUACAGACGGUGGUAAAUUUUUGAUCUAUGACAGCCUCAAUAACACUAUUCUCUCCCCUGCUGUACAAGGCAAUGUUCCUUUGCUGAAAUCAGCAGCGUUAGCUUUCAAUAAGGACGAUCAGGUUGGAGUCAUCGUAGGAGGAUCUACCCAAAAUGAUGAAGUCCAAGACAAAAUGAUCACUUUCAAGUACGACGGCCGUACCAGAACUAUCAUAAUCGAAAACGUUCAUUUUCAUCCUCUAUUCAAAAGAUACGGCUCUAAAUGUAUUUUCACCUGCAAAGGAAGAGUGCUGAUAAUUGGAGGAUCGGGCCCAGAAGUCUUACUUGGACAAAAAACGUCAAUAAUCGAGGUAUGUCUUGACAGCGGUCAAAUUACUCUAAUAGAAGUUCCGAAGUCAGUAUGGGACACUGGCCUUCCUAUGUUAGUGGGAUUUGAAGUACAACGCACUUCACAAGACAAAUACUACAUCCUUGGCGGAGGUGCAGUUUGUUACGGAUUUGGUUCGGUUUGGAAUUCAGGGCUCCACUUUCAAAUAGCCUCUCAUUGA
This is a messenger RNA of Lachancea dasiensis, 2160 nucleotides long. The record is from the annotation of a GenBank genome assembly. NCBI's taxonomy places the organism in Eukaryota, Fungi, Ascomycota, Saccharomycetes, Saccharomycetales, Saccharomycetaceae.